AUGGGUGGUAUUGGCAAGACUACAGUUGCCAAGACUGUGUACAACCAAAUUUAUGCUAGUUUUGAAGCUGCAUCCUUUGUCUUUAAUGUCCGUGCUACUGCUGCAGAGGUCACAGGCCUUACAAAUUUGCAGAAAAAGAUUCUUGAAGAUUUAGCCAAAUAUGAUGGAAAAAUUGACUCUGUUGACAAGGGCAUAUCAUUGUUCAAAGACCGAUUGGGAGGAAAACGUGUGCUACUCAUUUUAGAUGAUGUGGAUUCUCUUGAUCAAUUGAAUGCUUUGGUUGGGGAUUGGCUGGCUCCUGGAAGCAGAGUUGUUAUCACUUCUAGAGACAAACAUAUUCUCAAUAUUGCAGAAUGCAUCGACAAGAUGACUGGAUUGGAGAUAAAUGAAGGUCUCCAAUUAUUUAGUUGGCAUGCUUUUCUCAGAGCUAGUCCAAGUCCCAGCUACAAAGAUCUCUCUGAAAAAAUAGUGGAAGCUUGUAAGGGGCAUCCUCUUUCACUGGAAGUGAUUGGAUCUUCGUUGUAUGAUAAGCAGAAUGACACGGGUUGUUGGACAGAUGCUCUUCGCAAUAUUACUCUCAACCCACGCAUUCACAAAAGACUGUACAUCAGUUACAGAGAUCUUACCGAUGCUGAAAAGGAAAUAUUUGUUGACAUUGCUUGUUUCUUCAUAGGAGAACACAAAACUUUGCCUAUUGUUUUCUGGAAAUCCUUGUAUGAGAUGGUAGACACUGCUGUACUUAACCUUGCAAUGAAGUUACUGAUAAAAAUUGAUGACAAUGGUGUAUUUGAGAUGCAUGACCAUUUGCGAGAUAUGGGGUGGACCAUUGCUAAAACAGAAAAAAAGGGUACCCGGCUAUGGAAUGCUGCCAAUUUAAGCACAAUAUCCAACUACAUCAAUCUUUCUCGCCUUCGGCUCAAUGGAGGCAAUCCACAACAGCUAGGAAUAGAGGGAACCCAACAACGGAAUGCUGCCAAUUUAAGUACUGCAUCUAACAACAUCAAUUUCUCUUGCCCUUGGGUCAACGAAGAAAAUCCACAAACGCUAAAAAGGCUUUACAGACCUUGUCUUCGCUAUCUUCAUUUGCAGGAUCUUCCCAUUGAAGGCAUGGCAGAAGACACACUGGCCACACUACCUCCAAGCUUGAUAUGGUUAAGGUUGAAAAAUUGUAGCAUUGAAAUUGGGAAGCUACAGAAGAUCCUUGCAGCACUAAGGAAGCCAUUUCAGUCUGGAUUUGUGGGUAACAUCGGCCAAUUGAAGAUUGUCCAAGUAGAUGACAAGCAUUUCUUGGACAACCUGUCCGUCUCCUCCUUUUUUACACUUCCAAAUAUACAGCUAGUCCAGCACUUGGAAUUGAACUGGUUUGAAAAUUUAAAGAAGCUCCCUGAUGCAACUGGCAACCUGUUACAGCUACAACACUUGGAAUUGAGAGGGUGUAGAAGCUUAAAAAACUUCCCUGAUGCCAUUGGCAACCUGUCACAGCUACAGCAUUUGAACUUAGAAAGGUGUUGGAGCUUAAAGAAUCUCCCUGAUAGCAUUGGGAGCCUGACACACCUGCAACACUUGAAUUUUGAAGGUUGUAAAAGUUUAAAUAAACUCCCUCAAACCAUUGGCAACCUGUCACGACUCCAAUACUUGAACUUGGAGAAGUGUUGGAGUUUAAAGAAGCUUCCUUGUACCAUUGGCGACCUAUCAAAGCUGCAACAUUUGAACUUGAGUUGGUGUAUAAGCUUGAAAACAAUUCCUUAUACCAUUGGCAACAUGUCACAGCUUCAACACUUGAGCUUGGAAAGGUGUUGGAGCUUAACUAGCUUACCUUACACCAUUGGCGAUCUGUCCGAGCUGCAGUACUUGAACUUGAGUUCAUGUAUAACACUACAAACCUUCCCUCAUACUAUCGGGAAUCUGUCACAGUUGCAGCGCUUAAACUUCUACAAUUGUAAAAGGUUAAAUAGCAUUCCUGAUACCAUUGGCAACCUGUCACAGCUGCAGUACUUGAAAUGGAAGAAUGGAAGGAUUUGGAAGUACCGUAACACUAAUUGA
Molecule: messenger RNA, 2043 nt
Organism: Cryptomeria japonica (Japanese cedar)
Lineage: Eukaryota; Viridiplantae; Streptophyta; Pinopsida; Cupressales; Cupressaceae
Product: disease resistance protein RPV1-like
Exons: 1
Coding region: 1-2043 (680 amino acids)
Biological process (GO): defense response
Molecular function (GO): ADP binding; protein binding
Source: RefSeq, a predicted model, not a curated record